GGCUGCAGGGCGAAGCGGAGUGAGAGCAGCGGAACAAGCCUGACAGAGUUUGGACUGAGAGCAGCCGCGAAACUGAAGCUCCUGAGUGCCUCCUGCAACCUGUUGCCGUCCCCCUCGUCUCUGAAAGUUUUUUGACACGAGGUAAUGGACUAUUAAGGAGACUUCUGACUUCCACAGCAACUUAAAAACGAGAAGUCUAAAUCGCCGCUCCCCUCACAUCACCCACAGCUUCCACAAAAGCAGCGACCAUGGGCAAACAGAACAGCAAGCUCCGUCCCGACGUCAUGCAGGACCUCAUGGAAAACACGGACUUCACCGAGCACGAGAUCACGGAGUGGUACAAGGGCUUCUUGCGGGACUGCCCCAGCGGCGCGCUCUCCAUGGAGGAGUUCAAGAAGAUCUACGCCAACUUCUUCCCGUACGGAGACGCCUCCAAGUUCGCCGAGCACGUCUUCCGCACGUUUGACGCCAAUGGAGACGGAACUAUAGACUUCAGGGAGUUCAUCAUCGCCCUGAGUGUGACCUCUCGUGGUCGGCUUGACCAGAAGCUGAAGUGGGCGUUCAGUAUGUACGAUCUGGACGGGAACGGAUACAUUAGCAAAGCAGAGAUGCUGGAGAUCGUAACGGCUAUUUACAAGAUGGUUUCCUCUGUGAUGAAGAUGCCUGAGGAUGAGUCUACACCUGAGAAACGCACAGACAAAAUCUUCAGGCAGAUGGACACAAAUCGAGAUGGUAAACUGUCCCUGGAGGAGUUUGUUGAGGGAGCGAGGAACGAUCCCUCCAUCGUGCGACUGCUUCAGUGUGACCCCAGCAGUGCUGGACAGUAGAAAAACUGGACAUUUUUCCCCUAUCGCAGUUUGAUUAAUUUAACACAUUUUUUUCAGAAUCUCUCCCUGCUGACCCACCUGAGAUUGUUGACAUUUGAUCACGAGCUGUAGAGGCACAUGCACACGCACACACACGCAUACAUACACACACACAAAUAUACAACUGCACAUACAACAAAUACCAAAGCCUGCUGCAUGUAUAAUCUUUCAGAUGACCCCAUGCACACUGUGUACAUGUGCCUCUACGUCAGGUCAAAAGCUACAGACAGCACGGGUCUCAUAAACGGUACAAAUAUAACUCACUGGACUAAAAUCCCAUCAAAGACUUUGUUAAACACUGAAUCAAAGUUGCUCUAUCUCUGUCUGAGAGGACAGCCUGCGAGGAUAAUCCAACAGAUUCGUGAGGUACACUGAGCCGAAUCCAAGUUUCUUCUUAUUCUUUUUCUUGGAAACACGAUUCCUUAGUUCAAAGGGAAUCACGCUGUUCUCUUUUCACUGGUUGUUGAGUGACGACAGACAGAUUUUCACAAAGUAUUGCAAUCUAACACUGGAUGAAAUGAAGUAUGUGAGUUUGGGACGACACAGCUUGCAGUAUGUAGACAGGAGAUCUCGAAAAUUUGAUUUUAACUUUAGAAGAAUUUUAGAAGGGAUGAAAGAUUAGUUUUAAAUGUUUAUUUUGGAGUCCUACAUCAAAUCAACUGACUCGUGUUUCUUCAUGAAGGGCAAUAUUUUGACUACAGAUCACAACCAUCUGUUCCUCUGAAAGUGACUUUUUAUGCCAAGUUCUGUGUCCUCACACACGCACAAGUCUACAUAAACACACACCUUCGUGUUACUGAUGAACACAUGAACUUGACACAUGCAUAUAAACUGAGCUGUGAUUCUCUUCAACUAUGACUCAACAAGUGUAUAAGCAAAAAAAAAAAGAAAAGUUAGAUGUUAUAUGAAUAUAUAGUAUGUUACUUAUAUAUUCUUUUACUCUGUGAUGACAUUGUGACGGUUUGCCGCGAUGGAAGAAAUUCACUUUAAAAAAUUUUGACGUAUAAAUUAUUGGAAUGUGAUGAUAU
Plectropomus leopardus (leopard coralgrouper) is the source of this 1894-nucleotide messenger RNA. RefSeq names its product neurocalcin-delta B. NCBI's taxonomy places the organism in Eukaryota, Metazoa, Chordata, Actinopteri, Perciformes, Serranidae. The record is from RefSeq and is a predicted model, not a curated record. Gene Ontology annotation, biological process: calcium-mediated signaling. Gene Ontology annotation, molecular function: calcium ion binding; actin binding; tubulin binding.